Pseudovirgaria hyperparasitica is the source of this 3233-nucleotide messenger RNA. RefSeq names its product cysteine proteinase. Gene Ontology annotation, molecular function: cysteine-type deubiquitinase activity; cysteine-type endopeptidase activity. Bases 104 to 2758 code for a protein of 884 amino acids. Gene Ontology annotation, cellular component: nucleus; cytosol. The record is from RefSeq and is a predicted model, not a curated record. Gene Ontology annotation, biological process: protein deubiquitination. NCBI's taxonomy places the organism in Eukaryota, Fungi, Ascomycota, Dothideomycetes, Acrospermales, Acrospermaceae. The transcript is spliced from 3 exons.
AUUCCGACUCGGAUCGCCGACAAUCGUCAUAUCAGUGGCCUCACGUCUCGCCGGCUUCGCGACAGCCUGCGGUGACUGGCGACUAUCAACAUUCUCUUUCAACAUGCCGGGUCCUCACAUGCCGCCUGCCAUUCCCAUGCAUCCGCAUAGGAGGCAGAGCGACUAUCACUACCAGUAUCAACAGCAAUCGCACUCACCCAUGCCUCCGAACAUGUAUGCUGGCUACCCUCCAGCGCCCUACCUCGGACAACCUCACCCUUACGCGCAACCGCAAUGGUAUGCACCAUACCAGCAACAGCAUCAGUACACGAUGCCUCCUCGACAAUAUCAGCCACAACCACAACCACAUGGAGGCCCGGUCGUAGUCUCAAGUCACCCGCACCUACACUCGCCGUCUUUGAAUCGCGGCAUGAUGAGUACUCCUCCGGUCGCUCCUUCGUAUACUCCGCCCACAAUUCAGCAAGCCUCUCAACCUCCGCCACCCGCUACGCCAACUCCUCAGACUCCCUCAGUCUCAUCGCAAGCGCCUGCUUCACCACCUACACCAACGACGGAAACUACAACUGCUACGACGCCUCCUCCUCCUCCAGACUCGUCCUCAGGUUCUGUAACAACGCCUUCUCAGUCUACCGCGCAGCCGAACACACAGACACCAAGUCCAUCUGUCGAAGGGCGAAGAAUGCCAUUCCAGGCUCCUUUGCCAUGGUAUUCCAAUAAAGGUGAACAGUUUCCUUCACGGGCUCCACGGAGGAGACUGCGCCGUGACGUAGUGCCCAUCACAGAGCAAAUCAAAAUAUCUUCCUUAUCUUCUGGAGAGCGAAUAGUUUCGACAGCUACCCCAGCACAGGGGCAGGAUGCCGUCCAUACAGACGCGGUUCCAGAGCAAGAUGCACAUCAGACGCUUUCGAUCGAGACCAUCUCACAGACCGAAUCUAUCGCUCCGUCCACGCCACCUUCUUCGGCAACAGCCCCCGAGAGUGACAAGACUCCGACUGUCAAAUCACAUACCCGGAGUUCAACAAUACCUGCUGUGCCAAUAGUACCCUUGCGGCCUGCUGUGCCACAAAGUCAAAAGUCCCCCCGUCCCAAUGUCAAUGGAAACGCUACCGACAGCUCUACAGAGCCGACGACAGACUUCGCUGCAUCUCAAUCCACUGUCGUAGGGAGCGAGCAGGCAGCUACAGUUUCUUCACCUCCUGCGGCGCCCAAAUCCUGGGCUGAGCUAGUACGUCUCAAGAAUCCCGCAGCUGCUGUUCAGGCAUCGCCUGCAGCAGCGAACGGUGCUUCAGGAUCGAACGGAUUUCCCAUUAAUAAGAACGCCACUAUCUCUGACGUUCUCACUGCCUACACCGUCGAAUCCGACAACAAAGUUGCCUUUCUUGAGCCCCGCGGCCUCGUGAAUACCGGCAAUAUGUGCUAUAUGAAUUCUAUUCUGCAAGCUUUAGUUUUCUGUGUACCCUUUUAUGAUUUCAUUGAUCAGGUCGGCAAGCGAGCUGCGCACAGCUUCAAGUCAGACACUCCUUUGAUCGACGCGAUGAUCAUGUUCCUCCGCGAAUACCAAGUUAUCGAUUCAGCCACUUCCGUAGAACAACUCCGCAUGCGGCUCAAAGAUACCGAACUUGAACAAUACGGGGAGGCUUUCACCCCAGAAUAUGUAUACGAGGUCAUUCGAAGGCUAGCAAGCUUUGCUCACAUGCCCCGAGGACAUCAGCAGGACGCAGAGGAGUUCCUGGGCUUCUUAUUGACUGGAUUGCACGAUGAGAUUGCGCAGGUGAUGGGGAGAUUGCCCGCGAAUGGCGAAGCUGUGGACACCAACGUAAGCUCACCUCCGAGCACAUCUUCAACAGAUGCAGGCUGGCUGGAAGUCGGACCCAAGCAGAAAUCAGCAGUCACACGCUCCUCCGGGAGCAUCGAUCUGGACUCACCCAUUACCAAAAUAUUUGGAGGUAAACUCCGUUCAGAGCUCCGAGUCCCAGGUGCCAAAACAUCUGUUACUCUCGAGCCAUAUCAGCCGCUCCAGCUUGACAUUGGGGCUCCUCAUGUUGGCAACAUCGUCGAUGCUUUGAGGAGCCUGACUCAACCGGAAACACUGCACGGUGAUUUCAGUUCUCCACGCGGACCAGGAAAGUCGGCUACCAAACAAGUCUUUAUCGACAGCCUGCCACCGGUGCUCAUCCUUCACUUAAAGCGCUUCCAGUACGACAAUGCCGGGGGUACGCAAAAGAUCUGGAAAAAGGUCGGAUAUCCCCUGGAGCUUGAGGUUCCCAAAGAAGUGUUCCCACCCAGCAAGCGUGCUGGGCUUGCAGCGCAUGGCGGUCCUCCAAAGUAUCGUUUGAUCAGUGUAGUCUAUCACCACGGAAAGAAUGCCAGUGGAGGUCAUUACACCGUCGACGUACGCCGCCAAGAAGGACGAGAAUGGAUUCGCAUUGACGACACCAUCAUCCGACGUAUCAGAAGCGACGAUGUCGCGGAAGGAGGGAGCGAAGAAGACCCCAAGCUCCUUGCUACGGCCUUGGAACAGCACAAGCGCGACCAAAGCAGGCAUCGCAACCUUUUUGAGGGUCUUGGUGAGGAGCAGGAACGGGCAGAAGAGGGAGGAUGGAAGGAUGCCAACGCCCAACCCGGACGCAAGUGGACCGGCGUAGCCAAUGGUACUGCCACGCCGAGCACCACCGGGAAGCACACUCCAAAGGACAAGAGCGGAUACAAGGACAACAAGGUUGCAUACAUCUUGUUCUACCAACAAAUCAAGUCCUGAGGAGCCAGAACAACAGCAUUAUCUGCUAAAAGAAAAUUAAGAGCAGGCCAGGCUCUCCUGCUCAGGGACGGCCAACCCCAAACACCAAAAAAGAUCUAUCAUGGUGGAAAAGUGAGCUUUUGCGCGUUGACGUGCUCCACGGACUGGAUAUAUGCCCUGCCGAUGACCUGAUAAUUGCACCUACCCAGUGAUCUCGAGAUAUACCAUAGGUCUAUUAGCUUUAUGUAUGUAGCACAGCUAAGUUGAGGGUGGUACUGUUCCAAAUGAUAGGGAAGAGACGAAUGGAAGACGUAAAAUGCAUAGCUUACGCGGUGCACAAAAUCUUUGAUAUAAGGAGCUGGCCGACUCAAGCUCGUAGCAUGCGAGUCUAUGCUUAGGCGAUCUAUCGGCGUAGCUUAGUGUGCUAUAUUCUUUUGAGAUCUUCUCGACAAUAAAAAUGUUUCCCUUUACUCGGUCUACUUGAUGCUUUCGUUCA